AUGAUUUUUUGGUGUAGAUAUUCAAAAUUGUAUGUAAAGCUGGAACGAUUAAUUCCUCCAAACCCUGUUGUGAAGCGUUUGAAGGCAAUGGUGACUGUGUUGGUGAACACCUUACCAGUUGUUCAAAACAUGCUGAACCCGGCUUUACGAGAUCGCCAUUGGAAAAAGAUAGAAAUUAUAAUAGGCCGCAAGAUUGAAAGGAAUUCCCAAUUCACACUCAAUAAACUUUUGGAACUGAAAGUAAUGGAUUUCACAAAUGCAAUUGUGGAAGUAUCUAAUGAGGCAACACAAGAAAUGGGUCUUGAAGAACUUAUGUCAAAAGUCCAAGAAAGAUGGACAACUGUUGAGUUUGUGGUGAAGCCUUUCAAAGACAUGAAGGAUUCAUAUAUUCUAGAUGGUGUGGAUGAGGUCUAUUCGGCUUUAGAUGAAUCAAUGGUAACUAUGAAUACUAUCACAUCCUCAAGAUUUGUAACGGGGAUCCGAAUGGAGGUUGAGAAAUUAGAAGGGCAAUUGAAGCACUUUAGAAAGGUUCUUGACCAAUGGUGUGAAGUUCAAAAACAAUGGAUGUAUCUUGAAAGCAUAUUUAGUGCGCCUGAUAUCCAACGCCAAUUACCAAAUGAAAGCAAAGCAUUUUUUGCGGUUGAUAAGCAAUUCAAAGACAUUAUGAAGCGAACGCAUGAUAGACCAAAUGCUCUUCAAUCUGGAUUGGCAACUGGAUGGCUUGAAAUAUUUCAAAAAAGUAAUGAAACAUUAGAAAAGAUUCAAAAGAAUUUGGAAGACUACCUUGAAACCAAGCGAAUGGCAUUUCCACGCUUCUAUUUCUUAUCAAAUGAUGAAUUGAUUGAAAUUCUUGCGCAAACAAGAAAUGUUCAAGCUGUGCAACCUCACAUGUCUAAAUGCUUUGAUGGAAUCAGAAGUUUAGAUUUUGGUGAGGACCCCAAAAGCAUAGAUAUAUUUGCCAUGAUUUCAAGUGAGGGUGAGCGCAUCACACUUGGAAAGAACCUCAAAGCUCGUGGGAAUGUAGAGAAUUGGCUCACAGCAGUGGAACAAAACAUGGUGUCUAGCCUUCAAAGGCUUGCAAAGCAUGCUUAUGUGGAGUAUGCACAGAAACCUCGUGGACAAUGGGUGCUCAUGCAUGCAGCACAAUUGGUUGUCAUGAUCUCACAAGUUUAUUGGGCAAGGGAAGUAGAGGCUUGUUUUCUUCAAGCAGUUGAACCUGAACUAACAAAAUUCUUAAAGAAAAAUGUUGAUCAGUUAGAAGAACUCUCUGUUUUAGUGUGUGGAGAUCUUCAUGCACUGCAAAGAAAAAUUCUGACUGCUCUUAUCACCAUUGAUGUGCAUGCACGUGAUAUUGUUGAUAAUUUACUCAGCAAUAAGACAUUUAAAGGGACAGAAUUUGGGUGGCAAAUGCAAUUGCGCUACUAUUGGGAUGAUGAGGUGGAGGAUUGUGUGGUGAGGCAAACAAAUGCAGUGUUUCACUAUGCGUAUGAAUACUUGGGAGCUCAAAUGCGCUUGGUGAUCACACCGCUCACUGACCGAUGCUACAUGACCUUAACUGGAGCCUUGCACUUGAAGCUUGGUGGAGCCCCGGCUGGCCCUGCGGGUACGGGCAAAACCGAAACCACCAAAGACCUUGGGAAAGCCCUUGGCAUCCAAUGUGUGGUGUUUAAUUGUGGAGAAAACCUUGAUUACAAGUUCAUGGGGAAAUUCUUUGCAGGAUUGACUCAAUGUGGAGCAUGGGCGUGUUUUGACGAAUUCAACCGAAUUGACAUUGAAGUGCUCUCGGUGGUGGCACAACAACUUUUGACCAUUCAAAAUGCAUUGAAAGCUGGGCACUCAAAAUUUAAUUUUGAAGGGAGGGAGAUAAGGCUCAUUUCCACGUGUGGCGUGUUCAUCACCAUGAAUCCUGGGUACGCAGGGCGCACAGAAUUGCCAGACAAUUUGAAGGUGUUGUUUCGGCCGGUGUCCAUGAUGAUCCCCGAUUAUGCCCUUGUGGCUGAAGUCAUGCUCUUCUCUGAAGGCUUUGCCAAUGCAAAAACACUAUCAAGAAAAAUGGUGAAGUUGUACAAGUUAGCAAGUGAGCAAUUAAGUCAACAAGAUCACUAUGACUUUGGGAUGCGGGCCGUGAAGUCUGUGUUGGUAAUGGCAGGCUCAUUAAAACGAGCAAAUCCAGACCUUGUGGAAGAUGUUGUUCUCAUCCGAGCAUUCAAAGAUAGUAACCUCCCCAAAUUUCUCCGAGCAGAUGCUGAUUUAUUCAUGGCUAUUAUUGGAGACCUGUUUCCAGGUGUGGUGAUCCCCAGGCAAGACUUUGGUGCCAUUCAAAAUGCAAUUGAGAAUUGCCUUGAGGCACAUGGAUAUCAAGCAGUGGCCACAUUUGUGAUCAAAAUCAUACAAUUGUUUGAGACCAUGAAUGUUAGGUUUGGGGUGAUGACCAUAGGCCCCACAGGUGGAGGCAAGACGGUGUGUUGCCGUAUGCUGCAAAAGGCCAUGACAAAACUCCGCAAUGAUGGAAACCCUAACCCAGCAUUCCAAGUAACACACGCCUUUGUGCUAAACCCUAAGUGCAUUAAGAUGGGUGAGCUCUAUGGAGAGUACAAUCUACUUUCAAAUGAGUGGACGGAUGGGCUUGGGAGCACCAUCAUUCGUGGUUGUGUAGCUGAUACCACACUGGACCAGAAGUGGGUGGUGUUUGAUGGGCCAGUGGAUGCGAUUUGGAUCGAGAACUUGAACACUGUGUUGGAUGACAAUUGUGUGCUGUGUUUGCCCAAUGGGGAGCGCAUCAAGCUAAAUGCAACCACCAUGCGCAUGUUGUUUGAAGUGCAGGAUUUGGCUGUGGCCUCACCUGCCACUGUCAGUCGUUGUGGUAUGGUUUAUGUCCCACCUGAGGAGCUUGGCUGGCGCCCUUUUGUUCGCUCAUGGUUGCAACGCUUCCCUCGUGAGCUUGCCCUGCAUAUGCCCAAACAGGUGGCAGACUACAUUUACAUGUUGUGUGACACAUGGAUUGACAAGGGGUUAAAAUUCUUGAGGACAAAAUGCCAAGAAAACAUCCCAUCCAUGGACAUCAAUAUUGUCACAUCAUUGUGUUGUCUAAUGCAAGCACUUCUUCAACCGAGCCGCGGAGUAAAUGUUAAUCUAUCCAUUCUUAAAGAAGGAGAAUUAGAUGAAACGGUGAUGGCAAAUUUGAGCCGCAUCUUUGGGUGGGCCUGCAUUUGGUCCAUUGGAGGAAACAUAGACCACAAAAGUAUUGAAGGCUUUGAUGUAUUCUUUAGAACAGAAUUUGAAACACUCACCAUCUUUCCAGGAUCUGACACUGUCUAUGAAUAUUUUGUCAAUGUGAAAGAUCAGAACCUUGCUCCAUGGGAGGAUGUAAUUAAAGAGUUUAAAUAUGUCUCCGAAACAUCAUUUUUUGAACUCAUGGUACCCACAUUAGACACAACAAGAUUGGGAUUUAUUAUGGAGAUAUAUCUUGAGGUGGAUAAAGCAAUUCUAUUCCAAGGAGUGUCGGGUGUAGGCAAGAGUGCCAUUGUCAUGGAUCUCAUCACAAGGCUGCGUGAGAAAAAAAAUUACAUGUCCAUUGUCCUCAAUUUUAGUGCUCAAACAACUGCAAUUGCAACUCAGGAAUCCAUUGAAGCCAAAUUGGAAAAAAAGCAUCGGACACGGUUUGGAGCUCCAAGUGGAAAAAAGAUCAUUUGCUUUGUUGAUGAUGUAAACAUGCCUUUGCGUGAGAAAUACUUUGCUCAACCUCCAGUGGAAUUGCUCCGGCAGUUUUUAGAUUUCCGAGGGUUUUACGACCGCCAAUUGUUGUUUUGGAAAGACAUUGAGGACAUGACCAUUGUGGCUGCCUGUGCUCCACCCGGUGGAGGCCGCAAUGAGGUGACGCCAAGAUUCAUCCGGCAUCUAUCCAUGGUGUGUGUGCAACCUCCAACUGAGGGGAGUUUGCGGAUGAUAUUCCGGGGCAUUCUCGAAGGAUUUCUAGGGGGAUUAGGGUUUGCGGCGGAGUGCAAGGGCAUGGUGAAGCCCAUAGUGGAUAGUAGCAUUGAGACCUACUCACACAUUAGUCAUGAGCUCCUCCCCACCCCCACCAAGUCCCACUACACCUUCAACCUCCGUGAUGUCUCCAAAGUCUUCCAGGGGAUUUUGAUGGUGAAACCAAUAGAUUGUAAUACUAAGAAGCAAUUGAAGCUACUAUGGGUCCAUGAGAGUAUGCGUGUCUUCCACGACCGGCUUGUAGAUCAGAAUGACAAAACUUAUUUCUUAGGGAUUUUGUAUGAGCUGUUGAAAAGGAACUUUGAAGAGGUUGCUAGUUUUGAAGAUGUUUUUGAACACCAAAUUAUAAUGUUUGGGGAUUGGUUAAGGCCAGGGUAUGAGAAAGAAGAUAGGAGAUAUGAACAAGUUUUAGAUUACAGCAAAGUUCCCCAAUUGUUGAAAGAUUAUUUGGAAGAUUAUAAUAUGACCACAACAAAUAUCAUGAAGUUGGUCUUUUUCAAGGAUGCCAUUGAGCACAUAUCACGUAUCACACGAGUUCUGCGUCAACCUCGAGGGAAUGCCAUGUUGGUUGGGGUUGGAGGAUCUGGAAAACAAAGUCUUACUCGGUAUGCAUGCUUUUUGGCAGAGUAUCAAUGCUUCCAAAUUGAACUCACAAAAGGCUAUGGAAAUGCAGAGUUCCGAGAAGAUUUGAAGGAAUUAUACAAAAUUUCUGGCAUUGAUGGCAAGCCAGUCACAUUUCUACUAUCGGACACUCAAAUUGUGAAUGAAGGAUUUGUGGAGGACAUCAACAAUCUUUUGAACUCGGGAGAGGUACCGGGAUUGCAUACAUUGGAUGAGAAAGACCAAGUGAUGGUAGAAAUUAGAGAUUAUGUGUUUGCACUUGGGUUACCACUUACCAAAGAGCAAUUGUACACCUCAUUUAUAAAUAGGUCUCGUGAAAAUAUCCAUGUGGUACUUUGCAUGAGCCCCAUUGGUGAUGCCUUCCGUAGUCGGUGCCGACAAUUUCCUUCGCUCAUUAACUGCACCACAAUUGAUUGGUUCAAUGAAUGGCCAAAAGAAGCCCUACUUUCUGUUAGUUCUUACUUCUUGGAAUCCGUGGAUUUGGGCUCAUUUGAGAUCAACAAAAAAAUUGCAACUUUUUGUGUGGGCGUGUACACUUCAGUGUCAGACAUGGCUGAUAAGUUUUAUGCUGAAAUGCAAAGAAAGUAUUACAUAACUCCCAAAUCUUAUUUGGAUUGUGUGAAUCUAUAUAUUACAUUAUUGAAUGAAAAACGACUUGAAAGCAUCAGUGCUCAAGAUCGUUUCUUAAAUGGUCUCAACAAGUUAAAGGAAACCAAUGAGCUGAUUGCAACAAUGAAGGUUGAGUUGGACGAAUUGGCACCAAUUUUAGCAGAAAAAUCAGAUAUUACAAAUAAACUACUCGCCCAAGUUGCAAGUGAUCAAGCAGCUGCACAAACUGUGAAAGACAUAGUGGCACAAGAAGAGGCCCAAGUGAAAGUGCAAGCAGAAUCCACACAAUUAAUCAAGGAUGAUGCCCAACGGGACUUAAAUGCGGCAUUGCCCGCCUUGAAUGCUGCAUUGGCGGCCCUCAACUCUCUCAACAAAAACGACAUCACGGAAAUCAAAUCCUUCUCCAAACCCCCUCUCUUGGUCCUCACCACCAUGGAAGCCGUGUGCAUUCUUUUUGGCCAAAAACCUGAUUGGGACACUGCCAAAAAAGUUAUGAGUGAUACAGGGUUCAUCAAAUCCCUGAUUGAGUUUGACAAAGAUAAUAUUUCAGAAGUCAUGCAGAAGAAGCUGUCAGUGUACAUAAACAACCCAAAUUUUCUACCAGAAUUUGUGGUGAAACAAAGCAAAGCAGCCACGAGUCUGUGUAUGUGGGUGAGGGCCAUGGAUGUCUAUGCUAAUGUGUCCAAAGUUGUUGCCCCUAAAAAAAUUGUGUUAGCAAAAGCAGAGGCUGAGUUAAUGGCUGCAGAUGCCAUGUUAGCACAAAAACAAACCCAAUUAGCAGAAGUUGAAGAACAAGUGAAUGCAUUGGUUGAAAAUUUAAAACGUGUAGAAAAUGAUUUGGCCCAAUUGAAAGGGCAAGCUCUGCUCACAGAAAAUCGCUUGAUCAGAGCAGGAAAAUUAACAGCUGCUCUUGGUGAUGAAGCCGUGAGGUGGAAAGAAACGGCCAUAAGUAUUGAAGAAAAAAGGAAAUUACUUGUUGGAGAUGUGUUUUUAUGUUGUGCAUGCAUUUCCUAUUAUGGAGCUUUCUCUGGGGCCUACCGAGAAGUCCUUGUUGGCAAUUGGAUUACUUAUUGCUUGGAACAAAAAAUACCAUGCUCAGAAAAUUUUACAUUGCGAGGUCUGUUGGCAACACCAGUUGAGGUAAGAGAAUGGAAUAUUUGGGGCCUUCCAAGUGAUGAUGUAUCAGUUGAUAAUGGCAUUCUGGUCACUCGUGGACGUAGAUGGCCUCUCAUGGUAGAUCCCCAAGGUCAAGCAAAUAGUUGGAUAAAAGCAAUGGAAAGCAAGAAUGGGUUGAGAGUUGUGCGGCUGACGGACAUAAAUUUGUUGAGAAUUUUAGAAAGCAGCAUCCGGCUUGGGAAUCCUGUACUACUUGAAGAUAUUGGAGACACUCUUGAUCCAGCUUUAGAACCCAUUCUUCAAAAACAAAUAUUUUUUAAGCAAGGAAGGUGGCUCAUACGAAUGGGAGACACAGAUGUGGACUAUGACCACAACUUCAAAUUAUAUAUGACAACCAAAGUAGCGAAUCCACAUUACAUGCCAGAUGUUUGCAUCAAAGUGACACUUGUGAACUUCAUUGUCACAAUGAGAGGAUUGGAAGACCAACUAUUGGGUGAGGUUGUGAGAAAGGAAAGAUCCGACUUAGAGGAGCAAAAUGACCGACUUGUCAUCUCGAUAAGUAGUGAUAAAAAACAACUCAAAGACCUUGAGGACAAGAUAUUGAAAAUGUUGAAAGAAAGUGAAGGGAAUAUUUUAGACAACAUGGUUCUCAUCAACACCUUAGAAAUCUCCAAAGUGACUUCGGGGAUUAUCACAGAGCGUGUCAAACAAGCUGAAGUCACCGAGCAAGAGAUUAGGGCAGCCCGGGAAUUAUAUCGCAUAGUUGCCAACCGUGGAUCUAUAUUGUAUUUUGUGAUUAGUGAUCUUGCUUUGAUUGACUCAAUGUAUCAAUACUCAUUAACAUUCUUUAAUCACAUGUUCAAUCUUUGUAUAGACUUGGCUCCAAAAGCCGAUGGAUUGAAUGAACGAUUGGAUAUCUUAGUCCACUUCAUAACCGAGUAUAUGUACUUCAAUGUUAGCCGAGGAUUGUUUGAAGAGCAUAAACUCACCUUCUCAUUCCUCAUUUGCACCACUAUUAUGCACCACAGUGGGUCAAUUAAUCCUUUGGAAUGGAGGUUCUUUCUAUUAUAUGCUGCAGGUGCUGAUCCCCGCAAAGGCUCCCUACAAAAACCAAAUGUGGAUUGGAUCCCUGAGAAAGUUUGGACCAACCUUUUGCUUUUGGAAGAGAUACCCACCCGCACUUUUCAAACAUUGUGUGCUGGCAUAGCCAAAGACCCAGAGAUAUGGAAGCCUAUAUUUGUUCACUCGGACCCCCACAUGCAACCCAUGCCAGGGAUAUGGUGCACGGAUGUAACCCUAUUUCAGUGGCUCAUGUUGCUGAAAGUCAUCCGCGAGGAAAAGCUUCUCUUUGCUUGCGAGCUCUUCAUUAGCAAAGAGCUGGGCAAGCAAUACAUUGGGUCCAAGCCCCUUUUGCUUGAUGAUGUGUUUCCCGAUUCAUCCAAUGUGACCCCCAUCAUAUUCAUCCUCUCAACAGGGGCGGAUCCAUCUGGAAUGCUACAGCGGUUUGGAGACAAGCAAGAAAGGCGUGCAGGAGAACGCCUCCACAUGAUAUCCCUUGGUCAAGGGCAAGGCCCUAUUGCAGAAACCCUAAUUUCUCAAGCCAAGCGCUCUGGCGAUUGGGUUUGCUUGCAAAAUUGCCAUCUUGCGAGCUCAUGGAUGACACCCAUGGAACGCAUCAUAGAACGGUUCUCGUCCGACCGCAAUGAAAUCCAUGUGGAGUUUCGCCUCUGGCUCACCUCCUUGCCCUCAUCCAAGUUCCCCGUCUCAGUUCUCCAAAAUGGGAUCAAGCUCACCAAUGAACCUCCCAAAGGGUGCAAAGCAAAUCUUUUGCAAACAUAUGCAAGCUUUGGGGAUGAAUUUGUGGAAACAUGCUCUAAAAGAGCACCUUGGAAGAAAUUGAUGUUUUGUAUCUCUUUCUUUCACGCUGUUAUACAAGAAAGGAGGAAAUUUGGACCAUUGGGAUGGAACAUAAAGUAUGAUUUCAACAACAGUGAUUUAGAGUGUGCACUUUGUACAUUGUUCAUGUUUUUGGAGGAGCAAGAAGAAAUCCCUUGGCCUGCAUUGCUCUAUGUGACAGGAGAAAUCAAUUAUGGAGGGAGAGUUACGGACGACCUAGACCGACGGUGCCUCAUGAGUAACCUUCGACACUUUUACAACCCAGUGGUCCUUGUAGACAGCUACAAGUUUACAAACUCAGGCAUCUACAAACCACCACAAGAAGGGGUCCGACUUGAUUAUAUAGAAUACAUCAGGUCAUUGCCAAAUAGUGAAGGACCAGAUGUGUUUGGAAUGCACGAGAAUGCAUUGAUAACAUUCCAACUCCAAGAAAGCAACAAGAUAUCAAAUGUGAUCUCAAGCAUUCAACCACGAGCAAGUGGGGGAAGCAGAGGAAAGAGCCCCGAUGAAGCUGUGGGCAAUCUCGCACAACACAUUGCCCUUAAUUUGCCGAGUGCCUUGGACCCCCUCCUUGCCAAGCAAGCUGUGGCAACCUCUCCUUCUGGGAUUAGCUCGCCUAUGAGCUCGCUCACAGUGGUUCUUUUUCAAGAAUGUGAAAGGUUCAAUAAACUAUUAAGAGUGAUGGUGUUCACAUUAGCUGAAUUGCAACGCGCAAUCAAAGGAUUGGUUGUUAUGUCUGCUGAAUUAGAAAGCAUGUUUAACAACUUUUUAUCAAAUCAAGUUCCCGAACUAUGGAAAUCAGUGGCUUAUCCAUCGUUGAAGCCGCUUGCAUCAUGGAUGAUAGAUUAUCAUAAGCGGAUGGAUUUCAUGCUGACGUGGAUUUUAACAGGAGAGCCCAAGUCAUUUUGGCUUCCUGGGUUUUAUUUUCCUCAGGGAUUUAUGACAGGGGCAUUGCAAACACAUGCUCGAAAGUAUAAAAUCCCUAUUGAUACAUUGAGUUUUAGUUUCUCCGUCCUCCAAACAGAAAAUGAAAAUGAACUUCAAGAGGCACCCGAAAAUGGGAUCUACAUCUACGGUCUCUAUCUUGAUGGCGCUCGUUGGAACCGUGAUGGGCAUUUCUUAGCAAAAGCCAAUUCAGGUGAAAUGUAUUCAAAGCUUCCAGUGCUACAUUUCAUACCCAUGGUCAAUUAUGUACCACCAGCAGCAAAUUACGAGUGCCCACUUUACAAAACGCAUGUGAGAGCAGGAGUUUUGACAACAACGGGAGCAUCAUCCAAUUACAUUUUGAACCUAAGCCUAAAUAUUGACCCUCUCACAUUUCCAGACUUUUGGAUUUUACAAGGAGUGGCUUCAUUGUGCCAAGUUGUGUGACAACAAGGCAAGGCUUGUCACAUUUAUCAUUUUUUGAUAUCACUCUUCUAUUAUCUUUCUUUGUAUAUUUUGUAUUGUGGUCAUGUAGGAAAAGAAAAGACAAAAAAAAAGAAAAAGAAAAAGAAAAAGAAACUACAUGAGCAAUAAUUGUUGGGUUGACAUUUUUGAUGGAUUUAGAUUUAUUGGAAAAAAGAACUGAGGUCUAUUUUUUUUUGUGUUUUUAUUGGGAAAGGUGAUAGCCAGAGUUUCAGAACAGCUAACUAGGUUUUUAAUAAAUGGAACAAAUGGAUAGAAAAAAAACUAAGUUCAUGUGGUACAAUGUGAUGAUUCAAAUAUUGAAUGAGUAAAUUGUUCUGAAAAUUUUCAGAAGAAGCUGCUUUUUAUUUUUA
Physcomitrium patens is the source of this 9989-nucleotide messenger RNA. The record is from RefSeq and is a predicted model, not a curated record. NCBI's taxonomy places the organism in Eukaryota, Viridiplantae, Streptophyta, Bryopsida, Funariales, Funariaceae.